Messenger RNA from Scheffersomyces amazonensis, 1117 nucleotides. RefSeq lists its product as uncharacterized. The coding region runs from base 56 to 1117 and encodes 353 amino acids. The transcript has a single exon. NCBI's taxonomy places the organism in Eukaryota, Fungi, Ascomycota, Pichiomycetes, Serinales, Debaryomycetaceae. The record is from RefSeq and is a predicted model, not a curated record.
CAUCUUUCAAUUUAUCACUUCUUGUUUUCCUCCAUAGGACUUAUCAGAAUUUGAAAUGACAUAUACUGUUUUUAUUACUGGAGCUACUGGCUAUAUUGGAGGUGAAGUCUUGUACCAAUUGCUUAACAAUGCUGAUGGUUUAAAUUUUGAAGUUACCGCUUUAGUUCGUACCGAAAGCAAGGCAGCCAACUUGAUUGCCAAAACAGGAAGUAGAGUAAAAGCAGUACUCGGAGACUUAGACGACACCGAAUUGAUUAAAAAAUAUACUGAGGCGAGUGAUAUAAUUAUCAAUACUGCUAAUGUUGAUCAUGUUCCAAGUGCGGAAGCACUUUCAGAAGUAUUGGUUGCUUCCCUCAAGCCAAAGAUUUUAAUUCAUACAUCAGGGACUUCUGUGCUUGGAGAUGGAAUUAAAGCUAAAAAGCCUCCUGCCACCAAAAUUUAUUCGGAUAGUAACAACAUUGGAGAACUUAAUUCGCUUCCUUUGGCUCAACCCCACAGGCCUGUUGAUGCAAUUGUUCUUGAUAUUCAUGACAAAAAUCCAAAAAUUGAAACUAUAGUGAUUGCACCUUCUACUAUUUAUGGUAUUUCGAAUGGAUAUGAUAAUCUUUAUUCGAUUCAAAUUCCAUUUUUAAUUCUGGCUUCUUUAAAAAAUAAGCAGGCUUUCACUGUAUAUGAUGGAAACUAUAUUUGGAGUAGAGUCCAUAUUAAGGAUUUGGGUGAUUUAUACUACUUGGUUUUACAUAAGUUAAUCAAGAAAGAAUCACUUCCAGUUAAUCGAGAAGGUUAUUACUUUGGAUCCUUGACGAUACAAGAUGCUCCAAAUUCAGCUGCUCCAACAGAGAUUGAACAUACUUGGAAAGAGAUUUCUCAAACCAUCGGUAAGAAAUUAUAUGAGAGGAAAUUAGUCAACUCAGCUGAGAUAGUUGAAUUACAACCCCAAGCUAUUAUUGAACUCACUGGUGAUGACUUCGCUCCAGCAUAUUGGGGCACAAAUUCGAGAAGUAGAGGUGAUAAUGGAAAAUUGAUUGGCUGGAAGCCAAAGUAUACAUCAAAGCAAGAAUUUUUGGAUUCAAUUGAUGAUGAUAUCGAUCACAUUAUUAAAAACUUAAAGUUUUAA